AUGAGUAAUCCUCCUCCUCCAAUACCACCAAAGCCAACAGCAACAGCAACAUCACCUCCAAAUCAGCCACCUGGAAACUACCCACCUCCACAGCAACAAGGUUAUCCUCCACAACAACAACAAGGUUAUCCUCCACAACAAGGUUAUCCACCACCUCAACAUCAACAAGGUUAUCCUCCACAAGGUUAUCCUCCACAACCUGGUUAUCCACCACAACAAGGUUAUCCACCACCACAACACGGUUAUCCACCUCCACAACAAGGCUAUCCACCACAACAAGGCUAUCCACCACCACAACAUGGUUAUCCACCUCCACAACAACAACAAGGUUAUCCACCACAGCAAGGUUAUCCUCAACAACCGGGUUACCCACCUCCACAACAACAAGGUUAUCCACCAUCCCAGCAACCCGGCUAUCCUCCACAACCUGGUUAUCCACCACAGCCAGGCUAUCCAGCACAGCCACAACCAGGAACAGCAAAACCAGGUACAAAACUGAUGGCUCCAGUCGGAAGCAAGUUUGUUACCGCACCACUGUCACAUCUGAAUGUCCGCAUCAUUUCGGCUAGGAAUCUAAUGGCAGCGGAUGUAAAUGGUAAGAGCGAUCCCUAUUGCCGUAUCAAAGUACCAACAUUAUCAAAGUCCUACUCUACCAAAGUUAUUCAAAAGAAUCUAAAUCCUACUUGGAAUGAUAUCUCCAAUUCAAUGUAUGAUGCAAUAGUUAUUGAAGUGUAUGAUAAGGAUGCUGUUGGUUCGGAUGACUUGAUAGGAUAUGUUGCAUUCGAUCCAUCGCUUCUACCGAAGGGCAUAGAGGUUUGCACAUGGGAGAAGCUAAGCUUUGUUCCACAUGGUGAAAUUCAAAUAGCACUGACUGCAAUCAAUUUCGGUCUAGAGAUGAUUCCACCAACCUACGCACAAGAGUAUAUCAACUAUAGACAAUCGCUGCCAUCGGUCAGCAAGAAAGGUAUGGAAAAGGCAAAAUCAAAGAGUCACACUAAGAAAUCGAAAUCAGGCAAGAAAGUCAAAGAAGCUGGACCGUAUGCAGGAAAAGCACCACCCACCGGUUACAGCAUUGCCAACGGUUGGGUUAAGAAGAAUCCAUCGAUCGGCGAACAAACCACAAAAGCAAUCGGUAGCGGACUUAAAUCUUUCAAGAAAUUCGUUGAUAAACUAUAG
Molecule: messenger RNA, 1176 nt
Organism: Heterostelium album PN500
Lineage: Eukaryota; Evosea; Eumycetozoa; Acytosteliales; Acytosteliaceae
Product: C2 domain-containing protein
Exons: 2
Coding region: 1-1176 (391 amino acids)
Biological process (GO): positive regulation of gene expression
Source: RefSeq, a predicted model, not a curated record